Odobenus rosmarus divergens (Pacific walrus) is the source of this 1671-nucleotide messenger RNA. Its product is annotated as nuclear pore glycoprotein p62-like. The transcript is spliced from 15 exons. NCBI's taxonomy places the organism in Eukaryota, Metazoa, Chordata, Mammalia, Carnivora, Odobenidae. The coding region runs from base 1 to 1671 and encodes 556 amino acids. Gene Ontology annotation, biological process: protein import into nucleus; RNA export from nucleus. Gene Ontology annotation, cellular component: nuclear pore; nuclear pore central transport channel. The record is from RefSeq and is a predicted model, not a curated record. Gene Ontology annotation, molecular function: phospholipid binding; structural constituent of nuclear pore.
AUGGCUCCAGACCUAGGCACUGAAGCAGUAUCAGCCCAGGCCCGCCUCGCCGGCCGCAAGACAGUCUCGGAGGUCCUAUCCAUUUACUUUGGGUCCCUGACGGCGAGUGGCGGCGGCAAGCACCAAGGGUCUGGAGUCAUAAGUGGGUUUCAUUUUGGAGGAAUUGGUACCCCUUCAGGUGGGUUCACUUUUGGCUCUGCAAAGACGAUAGCCACCACUUCAGCUACCGGGUUUACGUUCUCUACACCCGUGAUUACAGGGGGUUUGGGGCUGGGUACCAAGCAAUGUCCCAUUACACUGGGUGACAGCAUCCAGCCUUUUGCUUUUGGCUCUGCUAUUCAGUCUGCACCUGCCACAGGUUUGUCCUUCAUCAGUGAAAGUACACCUCAGACUGGGAGGGCCAGUUUCAAUGCUGUCUCUGCAGUGGAGAAUGCAGCGCAACCAAUAGCAUUUGCAGGAUUACCCCUCACUCCUGCUACUCAGCGUCUGGUAGCACAGUUACUACACAAUCAAUCGUUCCUUUCAACCUUGGUGGAUGGCCCACACAGGUGUGCAAGUUUGGCUUCAGCAUCGACUGCUGACGCCACUACUUGUUCAAGCACCAUGCUGUUUACUUCAAUGUCAAACGCUUCUACUUCUGCUGCUACUGGGCUCUCUUUUGGUGCUCCAGCAACUUCGACUGGAACAUUUGGUGGCAUAACUUUGGGAUUUGGAUUAAAAUUCCCUGGAGCAGAUGGAGCAGCUCAUACUGCUUCUACUACAGCAUCAACGACGACCACCACCACUGUCACCACCACCACCACUACUACCACAACCACCAGUGGCUUUACCUUGAACCUAAGGUCACUGACAUCAUCUGGGAUUAAUAACAUUGUUCCAGUCGGUAUUAAUUCCCUACCAUUUACUUCGACUGUUAAUGCAAUUGUAACUCCCGUGAUGACAUAUGGUCAGCUGGAGGGUCUGAUAAACAAAUGGAGCCUUGAUUUAGAGGAUCAAGAGAAGUACUUUCUUCACCAGUCCGCUCAGGUCAAUGCUUGGGACCGUACAUUGAUUGAAAAUGGUGAGAAGAUUACUACUUUACAUGGAGAAGUGGAAAAAGUGAAACUGGAUCAGCAGAGGCUGGAACAAGAAUUGGAUUUUAUCCUGUCACAGCAGAAGGAACUGGAAGAUCUCUUGACCCCUUUAGAGGAGUUUGUGAAGGACCAGAGUGGGUCUGCUUAUCUGCAGCAUGCAGAUGAGGGGCAUGGAAAGACUUACAAAUUAGCAGAAAAUAUAGAUGCUCAGCUGAAACGAAUGGCCCAAGAUCUCAAGGACAUUAUCGAGCACCUGAAUACAUUUGGAAGUCCUGCUGACACUACUGACCCGCUUCAGCAGAUCUGCAAGAUCCUGAAUGCUCAUAUGGACUCUCUACAGUGGAUUAAUCGGAAUUCAGAUAGAGGAGAACCAUUAAUGCAGGUGAUGUGGUCAAACUUGUGUCUGAUCACGGGCUACACUGCAGAAGAUGGACCUGGGGCCCAACCGGAAACAGCAGCUCUGCGCGACUACAAUUCCCAGAGCCCCGCACUCCACCACAAUCCCCUUAGAGUCGGCCGCACAGAGUUCUGGGACUUGAAGUCCGCGGCCUAUUCAUCCAAGUUAGAGAUAGGGGCCUGUGGAAACAUGAAGAGGUAA